This is a messenger RNA of Amphimedon queenslandica, 1564 nucleotides long. Its product is annotated as glucosidase 2 subunit beta-like. The record is from RefSeq and is a predicted model, not a curated record. Lineage: Eukaryota; Metazoa; Porifera; Demospongiae; Haplosclerida; Niphatidae. The annotation marks the transcript as partial. The transcript has a single exon. Gene Ontology annotation, cellular component: glucosidase II complex. Gene Ontology annotation, biological process: N-glycan processing. Gene Ontology annotation, molecular function: calcium ion binding; protein binding.
UCUUCUGGAGAUUCCUUAAAUACUAUAUCAUCUUUCGGAGCUGUAGAAAGGUCCUCCAAAAUUGCUUCCAUUGAAAUCAAGGACGCCAUGUUGCAAAGACCAUACCUCUAGGUCAAACCCACCACACAUGGUCCUUGGUUGUGGUGAAAAGAUGGCCCUCUUUUAUUUCUGUCUUUUAUUCCUUUCUGGGUCUUCCCUGGCCACUUCUAUUCACGGCGUGUCACUGGAGAAAGCCAGCUUCUAUGUACCAGGGAAGAGCUUCACUUGCCUAGACGGAUCGGACACCAUUCCAUUCAAAUACGUCAAUGAUGACUAUUGUGAUUGUGCCGACGGAUCAGACGAGCCCGGGACUUCAGCUUGCCCAGACAACCUCUUCUAUUGUCCUAAUAAAGGCCACAAGGCCUCCUAUCUCCUCUCCUCUCGCGUCAAUGAUAAGAUAUGCGACUGCUGUGAUGGUUCUGAUGAAUGGGGGACUGACACAGCUUGCACCAACACUUGUGAAGAAAUGGGUCGCGCAGCUAAAGCAGAGCUACAGAGAAGAUUCGAGACGCAUGCUCAGGGAUACGAGAAAAUGUUAGAGUAUUCGAGGCAAGGAGAGGAAAAGAAGAGCGAGUACCAGAAAGAGCUAGAGCAAUACGAGAACGAUAUCGGAGUCAUAGAGUCCGAAAUAGAAACCUUACGACAAGCAAAAGAUGAUGCUGAAGAUCCUGAGACUAAAGCUAAGGACGAACACAAAAAUAAAUGGGAGGAGUCAAUAAACACUCACAAAGCAGCAAAGCGUGAAGUGGAAGCAAAAAAGAUGUUUACGCUGCUUGACGCUGAUUCUGAUGGUCGUGUCACGACACAGGAGGUGAUGAAUCACUCUGAAUUGGACGAUAAUGGUGAUAAUGUUGUUACUCUUGAAGAAGCUAACCAUUAUCUGGAUGAGGCUGAAUCUGUUGACUUUGAGACGUUUCUUGAACGAGUUUGGGACGCAAUGGCUGCAAACAUAGCAAAGAGAGAAGAAGAGAGAUUAGAUGCCGAGAGAGCCAAGAAGGAGGAAGAGAAGGCACAAAGAGAGAAUGAGGAGGGAGAUGAAAAAAAAGAUGAAGAUGAUGAUGAUGAUGAAGAAGAUGAUGAAGAUAAUGGAGACAACAAAGACCAAGAUAGUCCCCCGAGUGUGAUGCCUCCUUAUGACGAGGAAACUCAAAAGUUGAUUGAAACAGCCGAUAAAGCAAGAAAGGAUCUCGAAGAAGCCGAGUCUCGUAAAAGAGACAUCGAAGGAAAACGUAACGAGAGGCAGAAAUACCUCAAUAUUGAUUUUGGUGAUAAUCAACAGUUUGCUCCUCUUUAUCAACAGUGCUAUGAGUUCACUGAUCGAGAGUACACAUACAAACUAUGCAUGUUUGAUAAGGUCACCCAGAGAAAUAAAAAUGGUGGGAGUGAGACACGUCUUGGCGAAUGGGACAAAUGGGAUGGUCCGCCUCAUACCUCUGUCCAUUCUGUGAUGCGUUACUCUAAUGGAGAGAAGUGCUGGAAUGGACCGAAUCGAUCAACUCUUGUUACUCUGGUUUGUGGUGUGGAG